GUGGAUGGCCCCACGCAGACGCACGGACCAACUCAUUCCCUUCCUUCCAUCAUCGCUGUCCGUCCGUCUGGUGUAGCAUUUCUGGUUUCUUUCUUUCUUUCUUUCCAGCGAAGCGAAAAAUUGCAAUUUGCAGCAUAGCAUUUGGGAAAGUGAAUUGCACGUCUUGAUCAUUGAUCAAACAAAUUCCAAUCCACCCGCUCUCUGCCUCGGAUCAUCCAUGGAUCAUCGCCGCUGCCAUCACCACGCCGGAGAAUUCGUGGCGGACGUGGUGCUGUGGCGCCGAGGCCGGGCCGACCUUAGCGCGCUGCUGCUGGCGGCCGCCGUCGCCUCCUGGAUCCUCUUCUUCCACGGCGCCUCGGGUUACACGGCCGUGUCGCUGGCCGCCGACGUGCUGCUCCUGCUGCUGGCGGUGCUGUACGCGUGGUCCAGGGCCGCGCGCCUCCUCGGCCGCCCCGCCCCGCCCAUCCCGGACCUGCAGCCGGCGGCGGAGGAGCUCGCCGCGCUGGUCCGCUCCGGCCUCGCCGGCCUCGCCUCCGCCUUCCGCCGCGUCGCGCAGGGCCAGCCCGGCUCCGGGCGCGUCUUCGCCUGCCUCGCCGCCGCCGCCCUGCUCGGCCGCGUCGCGCGCGACCUCCCCACCCUCUGCUACGCAGUUGUGGUGGGCGGGCUGACGAUCCCGGCGGUGUACCAGAGGUUGAGCAUGGAGAGGUACAUGAGGCUGGCGUCGCUCAACCUCUACAGAUACGAGGUCUUGUACCAGAGCUUCUCCCUCACCUGCUACCUCAGCGCCAGGGACUACCUCGUCGAGCUGCUCAAGGAACCAUGACCUUGAUUCAUUCCUUCAUGAGCGAUGAUGGAUGAUGCGACAUCGAUGAGCUUCUUUCUGCCUGCACACCUCUCAGAUUGUUUUUCGAUUCAUGAGUGAUGAUGGAUGAUGGAUGUUUUUUGAUCCACGAUUGUUUUUCCAGAGUGUGCCUGCUUAGAUAGAUUGAUUGAUUGGGUUGCUGCUGCUUAGGGCUGUUAGUUUGUGAGGUUGCUCGCUCGCUCUCAGUUUUUCUACAUAGAUAGAUGCAGGAAAUGGUUGUGUCUGUGAUGUGAUGAACUAUUUAUGGCUGGAGAUUGUCAUAAAUAAUUUGGUUGAUUGAUUUGGUUGGCUGUUGGCGUCUGAAUGUAUCUAAUUUGAUGGCUA
Messenger RNA from Triticum aestivum (bread wheat), 1186 nucleotides. Its product is annotated as reticulon-like protein B12. Lineage: Eukaryota; Viridiplantae; Streptophyta; Magnoliopsida; Poales; Poaceae. Gene Ontology annotation, biological process: response to bacterium. Bases 218 to 823 code for a protein of 201 amino acids. The transcript is spliced from 3 exons. The record is from RefSeq and is a predicted model, not a curated record.